AUGUACUCUCCCACUGAGGCACAUCAAGUGUUCUUGAACUACCGAGGAGAGGAACUGCGUUACAGCUUCGUGAGUCAUCUCAUUGAUGCCUUUGAAAGACGUGGAAUCGACUUCUUCGUGGACAAAUACGAGCAGAGAGGCAAAGAUCUUAAAAAUCUCCUUGUAAGGAUCCAAGAGUCGAGGAUCGCGCUUGCCAUAUUCUCUACCAGGUAUGCUGAGUCGAGCUGGUGUAUGGAUGAGUUGGUGAAGAUGAAGAAACUUGCGGAUAAAGAAAAGCUCCAGGUUAUUCCGAUCUUCUACAAGGUGAGACCACGAGACGUGAGGAAACAGACGGGUGAGUUUGGUGAAAACUUCUGGACGCUAGCGAGAGCUUCUAGUGGAGAUCAGAUCAAGAAGUGGAAAGAAGCGUUGGAGUGUAUCUCCUACAAGAUGGGUUUGUCAUUGAAAGACAAAAGUUCUGAAGCUGGUUUUGUCAAGAAAAUUGCUGAAGAAGUUCAGAGAGUUAUAGCAGCAAUUGAAAUCGAUGAAGAAAAAGAAAAUCAUUUUGUUAAUCAUUUUGGGGAAAAAAGGAAGAAGGCUUGCAAUUGCGAAUGUGAGCUUCUUAUUUCCAAGAGAUGCAAAACCAAAAAAAACUUGUGA
Molecule: messenger RNA, 639 nt
Organism: Thlaspi arvense
Lineage: Eukaryota; Viridiplantae; Streptophyta; Magnoliopsida; Brassicales; Brassicaceae
Source: the annotation of a GenBank genome assembly